ACCUCCACCACCACCGCCAACCAGCCUUGCCCAACCCAGCCCGAGGCCGGUACCGAUUGUGGUUUCAUCAACCCUCUUGACCCUUGCGCACCUCAGCCCGACGGAUUUGGACCUGUCCCUACUCCCGACACCGUCGCCGCCUUCUACAACUACUCCGUCCUCCACGAUGCUGCCAAGGCUGCUCCGUCGGUCAUCCCGUCCUACGCGGAUGCCAGCGGGAACCCGUACGUUCAGGUCUUCCAGGACUUGAACAAGUCCGUCCAGGCUCAAUCUUACCUCGGCCAGUACAACCUGGAGACCUACAACGCUACCCAGUGUGCUGCCCUCUGUGACUGCACCAAGCUGUGCACCGCGUUCAACAUCUUCGCCGAGCGUGAUCCGUCCCUCGCUCCUUCCCGCGCCAGCGACAACUCCACCGCCUUCACCGUCUGGGGUUACGAGUGCCCCAACCCGCCGUCCAUGACCUCGUUCAAGUGCACUCUGUGGGGUUCCUACAUCACCGCGGCCAACGCGAAGAACAACGGCCAAUACCGCGCCGACUUCCACGUCGUCAUUACCGGCUCGGACGGAUAUGACCGCACCAACGGCACCACCCCUCCCAACCCGACCGGCCCCGCGCCCGGAUCCUCCUCCACCGCGACUCUCCACCCGUGGACCCACCCGCAGAACUGCCUCGGCAAGGCCGUCGACGCGCCCCAGUACCACCUCAGCAGCUACUUCUUCCCGGGCCCGUACAACCCGCAAGUCUGCGCCGACUACGCGCUCGCCCAGUCCAGCAUCAACCUCAACGUGGCGGCCAGCCUCGGCGUGAACGCCCAGGUCGGCGGCCUCCUGAACCUCGGCCUCGGCGCCUCCGCCUCCGCCUCCGUCAAGGUCCAGACCGCCAAGUUCUUCAACGCCGUCUACCUCCACCGCAACGGCGAGCCCUGGGGCACCUACUGCUCCCUGUACAACUCCCUCCUCGACGUCAGCCUCGUCGGCACCAACACCGGCAUCGUCUCCGCCGACGGCGUCUCCCUGGAGGUCAAGCAGUGCUUCACUUGGGACCUGGCGAUCUCCCUUUAG
Molecule: messenger RNA, 1065 nt
Organism: Dissoconium aciculare CBS 342.82
Lineage: Eukaryota; Fungi; Ascomycota; Dothideomycetes; Mycosphaerellales; Dissoconiaceae
Exons: 2
Source: RefSeq, a predicted model, not a curated record